UGUCGGCUUGGGUUGUUGUUUCCUAUCCGCCAUUUUCCAGUCGCCAUUGAAAGGUGAAAACUUCACUAAAUGUCGGUGAUGAUUUUAAGAUUUUGAGUGGUUUCUUUAAGAUUGAACCCGUUAUUAGUGUUGUGAAAUGAAAAUGAAGUGCCCCGGACUACCAUGACGCAUCAAAAUCACCAAACAAACGGUGCAAGUCUCGAGGAUUGCCACACGAACUUCUUCGCCUUGACGGAGCUCUAUGGCAUAAAAUGGCGUAAGCUCGUAUGGGGGGAGACGAAUGGCGGCGGCGACGGGGAGGAAGGUGGCGCGCCGCUGGCUGACCCAGUGAUCAGCAGCUAUGCGCGCUGCCUAGCUGGCGAUAUCCUAUGCGUGUGGCGGCGGGUGCCGGCGCCGCCACCGCCCGACAAUAUCUAUGAGAUAAGCACGCCCGUCCCGCCGCCUCUCUCCCUCCGAGCUGCUAAAGAGCUAUGGAUAUUCUGGUACGGCGAGGAACCUGACCUCAAUGGUCUCGUUGCACCAGAAUUGAUAACAAGCCAAGGUGACCAGGGAUCGUGGGAGAGUGGGCUCUCGUACGAAUGCCGUUCGCUGCUGUUCAAGGCUCUUCAUAACCUUAUUGAAAGAUGUCUACUGUCGCGGGACUUCGUGAGGCUUGGGAAAUGGUUCGUCCAACCUUACGACGGCGACGAAGAAGAAGUCGGCAAGAGUCCAUGGCACCUGUCGUUCUCGUUCGCGUUCUUCCUGCACGGCGAGAGCACGGUGUGCGCGUCCGUGGACGUGCGCCAACACCCGCCCGUCAGGACGCUCACCGCCAAGCGACUCGCCAAGAUCAACUCGCCCGACAACCAGGCUGAUGCCAAAGUGAUCCUGGCCCCGUUCGGUCUGGAGGGCACGUUGACGGGGCGCGAGUGGAGUGACGCGGACGCGGGCACGGCGCGACUGCUCGACGCCUGGCGACAGCUAUACCCGCUGGAGCAGGGCUGCGGCGCUGUCGAGGUGGUGUGCGGCGGCGCCCGCAUGCGGUACCCGUGGCCGUACGUGCUGGUGACGCACAUGGAGGCGGCGCCGGCCGCGCGCCCGUCCGCCGCGCCCGCGCGCACGCUCGCCGCGCUCACCACGCCCGCGCCGCACAAGGCUCCCGAGAUCUGCUACGGUGAGGCUGCGGGCGACAAGACGGAAGACUUCAUUGAUCCCACCAGAAAAACUCCUUGUACCUGUGCGAAGGGCCCGGGCGCGGCGUGUUCCCCGGCCAGUUGUGGCGGAGGCUCCCCUGCCCCGGGCGGCUCCGCCCCGCCCUCCGCUGGAGCACCACCACCCUCGCCACAUCACCAGCCCUUGCCUAAUCAUCAGUCAACGGGCAUAGUACCAACAACGCUGCAUACGCCUGCGCCGACGCCCGACCCGCAUGCUCCACCUACUCCCGCGCCGCCAUCGUUACCCCCGCCCAAAACUUAUACACAGGCGGGCCCGGAGGGCGCGUGGCGGCGGCCGGUGCUGGCGGCGGGCGCGGCGCGCGCCGACCCCGCGGAGGACGAGCACGCGCUGCACAUGCUCUACGACUACACCACCGUGCACGCCUGGUUGGAGCACCCAGUGAAGCGGUUCAAGUCGUCACAGAAUAGUUUCCGCGAGGAGAUGGCGCUGGGCGCGGGCGCGGCCGGAGACCUCUACGCGGGACACGAUCACACCAAGAUGGCCGCCAUGAGGGACUCGCAACAAGAUCUCAAGCAAGAGAAACUCGAUCAUAACGAGGACACGAAAGAGUACAAGAAUCUAUUCACGUCUGACGGCUUGUGUCCGACGCUGAAGGACCUGGAGCAAAUAUUCGACAACUCGGAUGACGCGGCCAGCGGAGAUGAGACGGUAAGACUUCUGCAGGUGGCGACGCCCCCCGAGGCCAAGUGCGGCGAGGAGUCCCGCUGCGGGCGCGGCUGCCCGCGCGCCGAGGAGCUCAGCAAGAUGUUCCCCACGCCGCCCAGCAUGGAGGCGCACGCGCAGGCCUCGCCCGGCUUCUCGCUGCCCGACGACGCCACGCCGCUGCGCGCCGGCUCGCCGCCGCCCGACCAGGCCAUCGAGGACUGGUCCUACGUCUUCAAGCCGCCCACGCUCUACAAGUACGUGGGCUCCUCCAAGUACGCGCCGCUCACCACGCUGCCCAGCCAGCUCCUGCCGCCCGUCACGCUCCCGCCGCACGCCGUGUACCGGCCGCGCUACCAGGACCACGACCACGACCAGCCCAAGCCCAGGGACGAGGCCGACCCUGACACCGCGCGGCCGCAAACUGGGGUCAAGCGGUCCGCGCCGCCUACUCCGGAGAGUCGAGACGCGCGACCUCGCCGGCCUUGCGAUACUGCGCCGUCUAGCGCUGGCCCCGGAGCGCGUACUGGCACGACGACGACGUCGACGUCGUGCGUGGCAGUGUCCCGCGCGGGCCGGCGCGGGCCGGAGUCGGCCCCGGCAGCCCCGCACGCUGCGUGCCCACUGAUGCUGAACGUGUUGCUGGCCGACACCGUGCUCAACGUCUUCCGAGACCACAAUUUCGACAGCUGCACGCUCUGCGUCUGUAAUGCUGGACCCAAGGUGGUAGGCAACAUCCGCGGCGCGGACGCAGCGACGUACCUGUCGGGCUGCACGGGUAUGGGCGGGGGCGGGCCCGGGGGCGCGGGGGGCACGUCCCCUGCCUCCGCGGACGAGGAGCCCUCGCACUGCACCUGCGGGUUUAGCGCCAUACUCAACCGACGACGGGCCCACCGCGCCGGACUCUUCUACGAGGAUGAGAUGGAGAUCACGGGUCUGGCGGAGGAGCCUGGCGAAGGUGGGCAGGGCGCGGGGCUGGGCGAGGUGGCGCGGGUGGUGCUGGCCCAGAGCGCGGCCCCGGCCGGCGGCCCGGCCUCCGCCCUGGCGCGCGCCGCCACCGCCGCCGCCUCGCAUCCCCCCGCCGACGAGCUACGGCUCAACCUGCUCGAGUACGUAUACACACCAGCUUUCGGCGCGGGCGGCGGCGCGGGCGGCGCGGCCGACGUGCGCGCGCUGGCCUUCAGCGUCUUCAGCGGGGCGCGCCGUCUGCUGCAGCACCACGCCAACGGGAAGUCGCUCACGGGCUUCGGCACCGCCGCCGACGCCAACCUCUUCCUGCAAGGCAAAGACGAAAAAAAUCGCGAGCCAUACAAGUUAUUCUCCCCGGCGUGGGUAUUGGCGGCGCCGCGCGCGCUGAAGGAGGUGGCGGAGACAUGGGGCCAGGGCGGCGGCGAGCAGGGCGGGGUGCUGUUCCUGGCGUACUGCCUGAGCCACGACCAGCGCUGGCUGCUGGCCGCGGCCACGGACGCGCGCGGCGAGCUGCUCGACACCGCCGCCAUCAACAUACACGUGCCGCACAGGUCACGUCGACGGCGGAGUGGUCCGGCGCGGCGGCUGGGGCUGACCAAGCUGAUGGACUUCACGCUCGGAGUCAUGAGCCAGGCCGCGCAGCCAUGGCGACUAGUCGUCGGCAGGGUCGGCCGCAUCGGACAUGGAGAACUCAAGGGUUGGAGCUGGCUCCUGUCCCGCAAGCACCUGGUGCGCGCGUCGGCCACGCUGCGCGAGAUAUGCGGCAGCUGCACCGUGCUGUACCCGGGCGGCGUGCCCUGCAUCCUGUCGGCCUGCCUCGUGUCCACGGAGCCCGACUCCUGCCUGCGCCUCAUGGCCGACCGCUUCACGCCCGACGAGCGCUUCUCGCAGGCCUCCAUCCAGUCGCACCUGCACACGCCGCGCGACGUCACCGCCACGCACAUACUCGUCUUCCCCACCUCCGCCACCACGCAGUCAAACCAGAUGCCUUUCGAGCCACCCAUGGCAAACGGCGAGGACAGCGAUAUGAUGUUCUUAAACGUGGACAUGGGUGAUGAGGAUAUGGGGGAAGACAACAUGACGGACCUGUUGAUCGGCGACAUGUUCAACAACAUGUGGGCCGCCGGCAGUCCGCGGCGCACCGACGACGACCCCGCCGGCAGCCCGCAGGCACAUCAUCAUCACCAAGCUGCCUUCCAUCACCAGGACGACAACACCACGGAGGCGGUGGGCGCGCUGCUGCAGCAGCCGCUGGCGCUGGGCUACAUGGUGUCGACGGCGCCGCUGGGCGCCAUGCCGGCGUGGUGGUGGGCGGGCUGCGCGCACCUGCGCGACGCCUGCCCCGCCUUCCUCAAGACGGCGCUGCACCUGCACGCCGGCUCGCUGCAGGCCGCCGACGACUACACGUCGCUCACGCAGCGCCGCGACCACAACACGCACCCGCUGGACUCGCAGACCACCACCGACGUGCUCAGAUACGUGCUGGAGGGCUACAACGCGCUGUCGUGGCUGGCGCUGGACGGCAGCACGCACGACCGCCUGUCGUGCCUGCCGCUGCACGUGCAGGUGCUGAUGCAGCUGUACCAUACCGCGGCGGCGCUGGGCUAGGCCGGCACUGGCCGGCACAGACCGGCACUGCGCGCAGGCUACAUGUGUUCCUCGUACAGCGCCGACGUGCAGUGCGGUGUUAUUGUGUCGUGAUUGUGAUGAAACUCAAAAUCCUCAGUGACAAGUGUAGUGAUUGUGAAGCAACGGAUCUGAAUGAAAACUGGAAUUACUUAAAAUAAUAUAGUAUUGUGCAGGAAGCCUUAAAAAUAAUUCUGUCAAACCAAUUAUAGAUUGCACAUGUUAAAAAGGCACUACAUGUUUCAUACCGAUGUGAUAUGAUCAUGCCUGACUAAAUACUAGUUAUUCAAGUAAAUUGUUGGAGUUGGUAUUGGAAUGGUAUUUGUAGUGGGCAAAUGGGUAAUAUUUAUUGUAUAAAAGACAUCAUUGAAAACUAUAACACUUGACAUAAUAUAUCUUAUAAAAUAAGCAAGCAAGUGCUAAUUUAUUUUUAAUUUUUCUUAAUUAUUUAAAGAAACAACGCUCCACACUAAGAUUUUCUUAUGCGUCAUGUCGUAAUAAAAUAUUUUAAAAAACAUUAUUAUAAUAAAUUGACGUGCAUGUCUGUCUCAGACAUGUUAAAAGCUGCAAAUAAAUCAAUAUCUUACUAUGAUUAUGUAUUGUAAUACUACCCAUCUGCUACUACAUGUUAAGUAAGGUAAAUGACUAAAAGGCAGCGUAUAUGUAGACUUGUAGUUGAUGACAGUACUUAGAUAAAUUAACUAGUAGGGAGUGUAAGUCAAGGGCCUCGUUACGGUAUGUUAUUGUUGUCAAGUGUUGGUGUGUCGCCUACAUCUUGUAGGGGACCGUGUUAAUGUGGGGUAUCUACUAUGUUUAGUUACAAUACACAGAAGUAACAUGUUUUAUCAAUAAUUUCACCUUAUUCUCUCAUACUUCUUAUUUAUUAACAUUAUUCUAAAAAAGCUCUUAUAUGCUUAUCUAAAGCAAAUAUGAGGUAGGACAAAAUCUUGAUUUUAUUUUAUUACACUUAAACUUAUUGUUAGAACAAGUUACUGAACUAAUAUGUGUUCCUUCCUAAACAAAGUAAAUAUUUCCACGAACAGAGUUCUAAAAUGAAAUAUCAAAAGUGUUAUAAAUUAAUUACUAGGAAAAUUUUUAAAAGCAAGCUAGUUAAGCCGGGAAUUAGAAUUUAUAAGUUCGAUCACAAAAUAUGGUCCAAUUUGGCAUGUAAACAGUUUUACAUAUUGUAUACAUUUAUGUAUCAUUCAUUCUCGUCAAAAGGCAUUUUAUUCUUAUUUUAUUUAUCACCAAAAAAAGCGAAUAGUUGAAUAUUUUAAAAAACUUGUUGACUUUGGCCAACGAUUGCCAGACACUUACAAGUAAACCAAAAAAAAAAAAA
Molecule: messenger RNA, 5791 nt
Organism: Spodoptera litura
Lineage: Eukaryota; Metazoa; Arthropoda; Insecta; Lepidoptera; Noctuidae
Source: RefSeq, a predicted model, not a curated record